AUGGCGGGACGCAGCGGCAUCCUGCAGCUUGCACUAUGUGCGCUAACCAUCUACACGAUGUUCCUGCUAUGGGGACUCCUGCAGGAAAAGAUUACCAGCACCGUGUAUCGUACGGGUGAUGCAUUCGACCCAUUUAGUGUGGGUGAACGCUUCGAGUACGGUGUUCUGCUCAAUGGAGUACAGGCUCUGUGCUCGUGUCUCUUCGCGUCUAUAUACUUGAUGUAUCGCCGACGUCACCAAUCUGUGGCAGGCCAGGGUCUUCUUUCCAAGAUGGGUCUGGACGUAUUGACGCCCUCUGGAUGCGAGAAGGCCCUCAUCGCACGCGGCAAGCUGAAUCCCGGUCAGUCGCUGCAGGGAUUGAAGCGCUUCAUCUCGCCUCUGUUGCUACAGUACUUGCUUGUGUCUGCGCUGCAGUCCACAGCAUCUUGGCUCAGUAUCGUGGCGUUGCGGCACUUGUCGUUCCCUGCCAUCACAUUGGCAAAGAGCAGUAAGCUAGUGCCUGUGCUGAUUAUGAAUGUGCUGUUGUACCGCCGACAAUUUGCCGCUUACAAGUACGUGGUGGUAGGUCUCGUAACGUUGGGCGUGUGGAUGUUCAUGGCCUUGGGCAACAAGAAAGCCAGUAAGCAAACGCACGGAAACAGCGCCCUGGGUAUGACUCUUUUAGUGAUCCACUUGCUCUUGGAUGGCACGACCAACAGUACGCAGGAUGAGGUGUUCGCGACUUAUGGGCCCUUUGUGUCUGGCACGCAAAUGAUGUUGGUGAUGAAUGCCAUUUCUGCUUCUUAUAUGAUGACUGCCCUUCUUGUUCCUGAUGGCCUUGGUGCGUAUAUCAUUGCACUUGUCCGUCAGCACCUGGGUUCAAUGCUUCAUCCUCAUUGGAUGGCGCACAUGCUUCUGGCCAGCAGCACCGUCCCUUCCUUGUCGCUCACCCCGCAACUUGUGUCCAGUGUGCAGUUCUUGCUCCGACACCCAGAUGCAGCCCGAGAUGUACUCGCAUACGCCAUGGCUGGCGCUGCUGGGCAGAUUGCCAUUUUCGAGACGCUUGAACGCUUCGGCAGUCUGACGCUCGUAUCGAUCACGGUCACUCGCAAGCUGUUCACCAUGCUGCUUUCGAUCAUGGUGUACAAGCAUCAACUCCGUUCAUUACAAUGGAUUGGUGUUGUCAUUGUCUUUGUGGGUCUGUUUAUCGAGAUGCGUGCCAAGCAGCGACAGUCAGCAUCUGCUCCCAACGUUGCAGUGCCGCAAAAGGCCAAGGCACAGUAA
This is a messenger RNA of Malassezia globosa CBS 7966, 1263 nucleotides long. RefSeq lists its product as uncharacterized. NCBI's taxonomy places the organism in Eukaryota, Fungi, Basidiomycota, Malasseziomycetes, Malasseziales, Malasseziaceae. Gene Ontology annotation, molecular function: UDP-glucose transmembrane transporter activity; UDP-galactose transmembrane transporter activity. The transcript is spliced from 2 exons. Bases 1 to 1263 code for a protein of 420 amino acids. Gene Ontology annotation, biological process: UDP-galactose transmembrane transport. Gene Ontology annotation, cellular component: endoplasmic reticulum membrane; Golgi membrane. The record is from RefSeq and is a predicted model, not a curated record.